Messenger RNA from Melanotaenia boesemani (Boeseman's rainbowfish), 4067 nucleotides. RefSeq names its product retinoic acid receptor alpha-B-like. Gene Ontology annotation, molecular function: zinc ion binding; nuclear glucocorticoid receptor binding; RNA polymerase II cis-regulatory region sequence-specific DNA binding. The transcript is spliced from 9 exons. Gene Ontology annotation, cellular component: transcription regulator complex; nucleus. NCBI's taxonomy places the organism in Eukaryota, Metazoa, Chordata, Actinopteri, Atheriniformes, Melanotaeniidae. Bases 909 to 2351 code for a protein of 480 amino acids. The record is from RefSeq and is a predicted model, not a curated record. Gene Ontology annotation, biological process: retinoic acid receptor signaling pathway; cellular response to corticotropin-releasing hormone stimulus; regulation of transcription by RNA polymerase II.
AGAGAGAGAGAGAGGCCACCGGGUGCAGAGUGGGUUACCACAGGACAAUCCUGCUCGAUGCUGGACCUCAAUAACGGGCGCAGAGAAAACUCACCCGCCUCGGAUAUCUUCCGCCGACCUACCGCCGCCACUUUCACCCCCGGAUAUUGUGGUGACUUGGACAUGUUGCAGCGGGCGAAAGUCAUGUGACGGCGCCUAGCCGGCGUUAAUGUGCCAGGACUGGGUUUUCCUUCUUUACUGCUCGGUCUCUGUGAAGCGGAGCCGUAAAACCGAGCAGUCCUCUUUACUUUUCAGAGCCGAGCUGCAGUGCAUUUACUGACAUUAUUUAAGGACAAACCGCACCGUUAGUGACAUUAAGGUGCCGUCAGCGGUUGCUACGGGGAUUAGCUGAAUAUCUGACAUUAUGCCUACAUUAUUCUACAGCCUCUAGUCGCGAUCGACAGCGACGUGUAAGCUACUAAUCGGGGUUAAGCUUCUCUUUACGCGCUGAGGUUGGUGAACUCGGAGAUGAUACUCUGGAUGUGUGAUGGUGUGGAGAUACAACGUCUCUUAACAAAUUUUUCAGUUUUUUCUCUUUAAAAAUCUUUUAAAGGAUCCAUAUCUGACACAGCACUUGUAGCGUUUGGAUUGCAACAAGAGGAGAAUUUGUAGUUUGAGUCCAGCAUCAUCUGUGAAAAAAACGACACAAAGUUUGGACGGAGAACUGCUUGUAGCCCCCUCUCUCUACAGGUCAGCGCGACCCGUCGCCUCCUCUCCCUUCUCCUCCUCCUCCUCCUCUCAGUCCGUUAUGAAGAUGUGAACCCUUUCCUCCUCCCCCCUCCCUCUUUCUCUCCUCGCCCUACCGUCCUCUUUGAUCUUUUUUCCGCUCUCUGUUUGAUAUAAAGACAUCAAACGCAGCUGCCGCCUGGAUGUACGAAAGCGUGGAUGUUGUGGGUUUGAGCCCCAGCCCCAGCAGCCCCAGCCCGGGCUCCUUUCUCAGCAUGGACUACUACCACCGACCUCCAGGGUUAGGGCCGGAGAAGGGACUUCUGUCCGGCGUGGGGGGACUUCAGCGUCCAUUCGGGGGGUCACUGGAGACCGGCAGGCACUGGAGCGGAUCCAGCCACUCUAUCGAGACUGAGAGCACAAGUUCUGGGGAAGACCUGCUUGUUCCCAGCCCCCCUUCACCCCUCCCACCACCCCGGGUCUACAAGCCCUGCUUUGUGUGCCAGGACAAGUCUUCUGGAUAUCACUAUGGAGUCAGCGCAUGUGAAGGCUGCAAGGGUUUCUUUCGGAGGAGCAUCCAGAAGAACAUGGUGUACACGUGCCACCGAGACAAAGUGUGCGUCAUAAACAAAGUGACAAGGAACCGCUGUCAGUCCUGCCGGCUGCAGAAAUGCCUCGAUGUUGGCAUGUCUAAAGAGUUGGUACGAAAUGACAGAACAAAGAAGAAGAAGGAGGAGAAGCGGCAGGUGGAUUCAGAGGUGUAUGUGCUGUCAGCAGACACGGAGCAGAUGAUCGAACGGGUCCGCCGGGCCCAUCAGGACACGUUCCCUUCCCUCUGCCAGCUGGGAAAAUACACCACGAAUAACAGCUCCGAGCACCGUGUUGCUCUGGACGUCAGUCUUUGGGACAAGUUCAGCGAACUGUCCACCAAAUGCAUCAUUAAGACAGUGGAGUUCGCCAAGCAGCUUCCCGGCUUCACCACGCUCACCAUCGCUGAUCAGAUCACGCUGCUUAAAGCUGCCUGCCUCGACAUACUGAUUCUGAGGAUCUGCACCCGUUACACCCCCGACCAGGACACCAUGACGUUCUCCGAUGGCCUGACUCUGAAUCGCACCCAGAUGCACAACGCGGGGUUCGGCCCUCUCACGGACCUGGUUUUCUCCUUCGCCAACCAGCUGCUCCCACUGGAGAUGGACGACGCAGAAACAGGGUUGCUCAGCGCCAUCUGUCUGCUCUGUGGAGACCGUCAGGACCUGAAGGAAUCUGAAAAGGUGGACGUUCUUCAGGAGCCAAUGCUUGAAGCUUUGAAGAUCUACGUGAGGAGGAGGAGGCCUGAUAAACCCUGCAUGUUCCCCAAGAUACUGAUGAAGAUUACUGACCUCAGGAGCAUCAGUGUGAAGGGAGCAGAACGAGUCAUCACUCUGAAGAUGGAGAUCCCCGGCUCCAUGCCGCCGCUCAUCCAAGAGAUGCUGGAGAACUCUGAGGGACUGGAGGGGCAAGGAGCAGGGGGAGGGAAGGGGAAAGGAGAAGGCAGAGAGGAGAAGGAAGCAGAGCCUGGGAACUACCAUGCGAGUCCGUCGCCCAAAUCUGCAGCUUCUUGUAGCCCGAGACCCUCGCCCUACUCUCCCCCUUCCCCUCCCACCUGAAUCUACCUGUUUACGAAGAACAGGAGGAUUUAGCAGAGCCUCACCUGUGGACCGAACCAGUAACUGGCAACACGUUUGUUCAUGUUCAGCAACUCUGUGAGGACUCACGAACAGUCACUUUUUUCUUCUUGCAUUAUAUUAAAGCCCAAAUCAGAAGGAGCAGAGGAAGAUUUGUACAUUGGACUUUUAGUUCACUGCAGACAGAAAGAAACCAGAAUAUUUCUCCUCAGAAACUUCCUCCAUUUUUAAAUUGCCGGCCUGCAAAUCAUAUCAAAGGGUUUUUUUCACUUUCUAAUCAUAACUUCAUGAAAUAAUGGAGAAUUUCAGGUGAUUAUUGAUCCAUUCUUUAUUCGAACAGAUCUCUGGGUUUGCAGCCGGAGACAGCUUGUGUUGCUGUAAAACCUCAAUUGAAUUUUUCUACAUUAAUGCUGCCAUCACAGACAUAGAAAGCAGCUUCUUAAAGUGCACUGAUGUAAUCCUAUACCCACGUAAAAUUACCUUUGUCCCAGCAGACCUGAUCAAAGUAUAUUAACAAAUAAAAUGAAGUUAACAUGACAGAACAAAUUAUCUUUAGUUCAUCCUGUCUGCAGUUAAAUGAAAGACAAGGCUGAGAAUAUACUUGCUUUUAACCUCAUGUUUGCGAGCAUAAUUGUUCACAUACAGAGUUGCUGAUUUUUCUAUGGUGUAAACAAAACUGGCAACGACAGAGGAAGUUAGCAUUUGGUUCAUUUUGAGAUUGCAGCAGAAAAAAAACAGCAGCUGCUUCAUAGCUGGCGAGUAAGACCCCUAAACCAAGCACGCAGUGUCUCGUCUUUGAAUGUCUGGAUCAUUUUUACCGCUGUCACCCCUAUGACCUUACAUCUGGUUAACUCUCCACACUGCCCCUACUAGUUGCUAGCAUGUUGCAGCUUGCAAACCUGUAGAAUGAAUUUCUGGCAACAUGCAGAAAUGAUGCUUCAAAUGAAGGCAAAGUUGAAAACAAGUGUGUUCUCAGCCAUAGUAAAUGAAGGAAUCACUGUAUUUUCUACGCUGCCCCACCUUCUUAUAUGGGCUGAUUUUAAAAGUUAAUUAUAUGCAGUCUAAAUGAUGGAUGAACUGGAUUUUCAGAUGUGAAUGAAGAGGAUUUCCUCCAUUAAAACAAAAUCCUUACAUGUAAUAUAGUGUAUAGAAGAAAGGCUGUGAAAGAAGUCGAAACUUAGACAGACUGAACACAAAGUUAUUUUCCUAAAUGUACAUGUGUAUAUACUGUACCAUGUUUCUCAAAUGCAGCUAUCUAUCCCAUUUACACCCCACCCUUUGCACACACAAACACAGAAACACACACAGCUUCCUCAGCCUUUCCUCGCACAGACACGUGAGGGCUGAGACGAAUAAGUCUUGGAUUAAGUUUGUUUCACUGGAAUUAAUUUAACAAAAACUGUGACACAAAUUUUAUAUGCUAACAUCUUGUCUGCCUGUAGGUGGGCAUUUUCAACCAAAGCUGAGUCAUCAGUGAUUAUUCAUGCUGCCAAACAUCUAAAUGUAUUUAGUUUUUUUUUUAAAUAGUCUGCACCACUUAAUGUUAAAGUCUGUUUACACAGCUUCACUGCCUCACUACAACAUCCCUCUUGUCAGGUACCAGUCAUGUAUGUAAUUCAGUGUUGUCCCCUUUAUUAUGUGGUAAAGUUCACUGGACGGUGUAUGAAUACAGGGAGAUAAAUAAAGAGGUGUAAUUUU